UCGCCCCUUGACCUGUCCCCACGCCAACACAUUUUGCUACAUAUGUCGACGGCGAACGACCGUGAACUUGUUUGUAGGACAACAGUGGCCAAUAGCGACAUUUCGCCACGGCCAUUACAACUUCAUGACCUGAACCCAAAUAUCAUGCCAGAGAUCCCUCGAAUGACCCGUCCUAGGGUGCCCGAGAAGUCACACCGCGGGUUCGUUAGAGUGUUGGCUGCUUCCCCUGGCCCUGGUCUUGCGAACUACACGGGCAACCCUCCACCAAUGGUGCCACGGUACCGCUUUGGGUUCAUCACCGACUCUGUGAUCCUGCGUGGUCUCACCCCGCCAGAGCUCCACUACAAGUCAUUCAUGACCGAAAACUACAUAGAAGCUCAACUGAAGGAGUGUUGUGCCCGACAUUGUUGA
Molecule: messenger RNA, 411 nt
Organism: Mycena indigotica
Lineage: Eukaryota; Fungi; Basidiomycota; Agaricomycetes; Agaricales; Mycenaceae
Exons: 2
Coding region: 43-411 (122 amino acids)
Source: RefSeq, a predicted model, not a curated record